UCGUGAGGAGCACAGGCACACUCUGACUGGAUUCUAUUUGGAGCUUUCAAAUUAUUUGAAAAGGAUUCAUUUUGUUUAUGACUUCCUUUUUAUUUUGGCGUACGGUUGAUUAGACUUUUUGGUGGCAGCGUCUUGGACAACAGGCCGUAAGAAUUGGACUUUGUCCUCUUUGAGUUCUGUACUGGAUUUGUAUACCGUUUGAAUGCUGAAGUUGGCAGGUGACCCUCAGAAAAGCGGAGGUGAGGUGCUAACGAUGUGGAUCCCAACCCCCAGCAUGACUCUCCCUCAGCGGUUGGUGCUGUACGGGACAUGUGUGGUGGCAUUGAUGAACUCUGUGGGCCUCCUGGUGCUCCUGGUCCAGCAGAAUCAGCAGCGAGCCCUGCUGCAGCAAGCAGAGGUGAAGCUGACGGAGGUGGAGCAGAGCUCCGUGGUGGAGUUCCUCCAGGAGGUGCCGAGAGGAGCAGCAGCUUUGCGGGCUAGGGCGGGGGAACAUCCGCAAUAUCAGUCCCAGUUUUCCAGGAAUAAGAGAAGUGAAGAGCUGGAGAAGGAGCUACAGCAGGAGAUGCAGGAGCUCCACCAGGUGGAGGGACAGGAAGUCAGCCAGGAGGUCAGCCAGGAGGUGGGAGAGGAAGCAGAGAAGAAGAUGAAGAAUGAGAUGAAGCACAAACAUCGACAGAGUUACCCCAAGGCACACCUUCAGGACGACAUGAUGAUGAUGAUGACCUACUCCAUGGUCCCGAUCAAAUUGUUGAUUGACAUUUGCAACAGCACCAAGGGAGUCUGCAUUGCAGGACCACCGGGACCGCCUGGUUUGCCCGGUGUGGACGGUAUGCCCGGCUACAAUGGGACUGAUGGCAUUCCUGGACUGAAUGGACUGCCCGGGGCUGAUGGGAAAAGAGGAAAAAAAGGUGAGAAAGCAGAACCAGGUGAAAAAGGGGAGCGAGGAGAGGCCGGCCCGCCUGGAGAGAAGGGACAACCGUCGAAUGACGUCAUUAUUGAGGGUCCCCCUGGCCCUCCAGGUCCUCCCGGGUCCCCAGGACCUCCUGGCCCUCAGGGGCCUCCAAGAACAAGGCACCACAGAGCCAACCUUCAGGCUGCUCAUUCCAUGGGGCUGUUACACGCAAAUCCAAAUGAUGGAACCUCCUCUGCGAAUGCUUUGAAACUACAUGAGAAGCCAGCUAAGAAGAACGAGUGCCUGAUCAAGUCUCUGAUCAACCCCAGGAAUGUGUCAAAGAUGGAGAGCACAUUCGGCGCGUAUAUGAGAGACACCGCUGAGCUGAACGAUGAACGAAUUUGGGUGGCAGAACACUUUUCUGGUCGUGUGAUAAAGGAGUAUAAAAGCAUCGCCUCCUUCCAGAACAGCACCAGCGAGAUUGUGGAUGUUAAAAAGUUCUACCAAGGCUGCGGCCACACUGUUCACAACGGGUCCUUCUAUUAUCACAUCGCUGGUACUUCCAGCAUUGCCAGGUUUGACUUUCACACCAAGAGGCUUCACACGCUCACUAUAGAAAACGCUUUGUACCACAACCUCGCCUACCUGCUCCACAACUCCAAGACCUAUUUCAAACUGGCAGCAGAUGAGAACGGCUUGUGGCUGAUCUUUGCCUCCAGCGUGGAUGAGAGCAUCACGGUGGCCCAGCUGGACCCGAAGACCUUCUCCGUCACAUCCUACAUAAACACCACCUACCCGCGCACCAAGGCCGGCAAUGCCUUCAUUACCUGCGGUGUCCUGUAUGUCACAGACACAAAAGACGCCAGAGUCACCUUUGCUUUUGAUCUGCUGAAGGGGAAGCCGGUGAAUGUGACCUUUGACCUGAGGUCUCCAGGUGGGGUGCUGGCGAUGCUCUCCUACAGCCCCAAAGACCGACACCUGUACGUGUGGGACCAGGGCUACGUCAGGCUCUACGUGGUCCACUUCAUCUCCGACGAGUGAAAACUGUCUGGAAGUGACAGACAACACGUAGACAUGACUGUUAAAUAGCGAGAGCAAAAUGCCUGCUGACCAACAACUAUUCACUUUGUCUUUGGAAACUGGUCAUAUUUGGGUUUUCAAGAAAAAUGUAGACAUCUGUCUUAUAGUGCAUUCCUGUCAGUAAUCGGUUGUUUAAAACUAUAGUUUCACUUAAAGGUGACUUUUUAUGAAAACACAUUUUUCAGUGCUUUCGCAGAUACAUUUGGCUAUCUGGAGUGCUAAACUGUGAAACCCAGUCCGUCUCUGUGAAAACAGUUCAGAGUUCAACAAGCCGAUCAGUUUUGCCUCUCCUUCCUCUGUUCCUCCCCAGCUCAUCAGAAUACACUGCCCCCAAACUUAAUAAAAACAGUAUCACCAUUCGCUUAUAUACUGAAAUGGGGCAUUUCAAGAGGGGGGCUUGAAGAGGCAAGCGCAAAGACGAUGCAUUUCAGAUGUAAGGUUAAUGCAGGUAUCUUCAAACGUUAUGAUAUAAGAUUUUUUUCAACAUUAAGGCAUGUAAACAUAUUCUAGUAGAAACCCAAAACAUAAGAAUGAAUCUAAAACUGAGCAUGAUACAUCCCCUGAAGGUUAAUAAUUAUUGUGCUUUUGUCAAAAAUCUAUGUAUUAAAUGUAUAUCCUUUUUGCGAUAUACAUGUAAGACUAUGCAAUUACUAACAGUGUGAACACUUUUUCUCAUUUUGUAUCAAGUCAUUUUUUUAUACAAAUUUAAUUUAUAACUACAUAUUUGAAGCCGUAUGUAUUCUAAGUUGUUACAAUAUUUAAUGUAUUUGCAUGAUAAAUAUCUUAUUUAGUUUUUUUAUAGAUGCACGUUACCCCCAUGUACAUAUAGACACCUGCCUUAGCUUCUUCUCCUCUAGACAGAAAGUCAAAAAACAACAGCGCCAAAUCACCCUGAUGAAAUAAAAGAAUUUAUUCACUUUACAAAGGUAAAACUCUGACCAUGACCUGUUCUCUCACACACCUCCAGGCUCAAGUGCCCUAGUAAGCGUCUACCCAUGAUAUUGGCUUAUUUUGCAUUAUUACAUGCACACACACAUACACACCAGUAGGACCAUUGGUAAAACACUUAAGCUACAUACAGUACACAUAGUGGGCCGAAAGAGGGAGAGAAACACAAAUCUCUUUAAUAAAUACCAUGGAUACACUUAACAAAAGAUACAACUAAUCCAGCUGGUAUGAUACAAACCAAAAAUAAAGAAAUGCUUUCAUGUUUGUACAAGCUGUUGUGGUAUUUCAUAUAUAUAUAUAUAUAUAUUUAAAUCAUUUAUAUAUUAAAACUAUUUCAAACGUUUUACUACUAGGCCAAAUAAAGCCAGACAUUCAUUUGUAUACAACAGUUUCUUCUGCAAUAUCCUAUUUAUUUGAAAUAACUUUUAGUGUCUCCAGAACUUUUGAGUGCAAAUAUCUAUUCUUUAUAGAUGAAACAGUAAAAACAACUAGCGGGGUAUCACACACACUUACAUACAGUAGACUGUGUUGCACAUCUCCCAGUCGGAUACAGUAAAACCCCUUACAUUCCUAAAAAUAAAAGGCAAUAAGUUAAAUAGGAAUGGUCAACCAAACAAGUAUACAAACACAAACAUAUAAAUAAUUUAGAUAAUAAUAAAAAUAUUAUGCAAAACCAGGAGUGAACCUUUGUGUUUCUGCUCUGGGGGGGCAUUCAGGUUUGGACCAGACGGAUGGAAACAUUGAAAUAACAGGAGUAAAAUCAAACAGGAAUGUUCUAGCAGUGACACACACACACACACACACACACACACACACACACACACACACACACACACACACACACACACACACACACACACACACACACACACACCAAACCAGGAGAGGCAGCCAAAGGGGAGAGAAAAGCCGGA
This is a messenger RNA of Notothenia coriiceps (black rockcod), 3834 nucleotides long. It is a transcript of the gene gldn, whose product is annotated as gliomedin. The transcript has 10 exons. Gene Ontology annotation, biological process: signal transduction. Lineage: Eukaryota; Metazoa; Chordata; Actinopteri; Perciformes; Nototheniidae. The coding region runs from base 203 to 1933 and encodes 576 amino acids. The record is from RefSeq and is a predicted model, not a curated record. Gene Ontology annotation, cellular component: cell surface.